AUGACGGAGAACAAAGAUAAAGUAUGCCUAAAAGCACUAGCUCCCAGACUUCUUGAGCUAUUACUCGAGCUUGGAGAAACGACAUCCGAAAGCAUAGCAACAAUUUUAAUUAACAACCUUAUUCAAGAAAAUCCGCACUCAUUUUCUCAAGAAACAGUAAGAAGACGUAUUUACGAUGUCAUAAAUGUAUUAUCUGCUACAGGAAUAAUAGAAAAAGAUGGCAAAAAACUUAAUUGGAGAGGUUUAAAACGUCAAAAUCCAGGGGCAGAAGCAGAGCAGGCUCCUAAACCCAACGCACCAUCUCCACUCGUUCUAAAACAACGAAGUUUAUUCUUAAAACUCAGAAUUCUCGCCGCAUAUAAAGCUUUGAUACAAAAGAAUUUUCCAAAUCGCAAACCACCAAAUGCACUUCCUGCUCGUGUUAUGGUAUUUGGAACAGCUAGUAAUGAGAUAAAAACGACGCGUUUGGGUCGUCAUGAAAUUAAAAUCGAAUUAAGGGAGAGGCCCACUCAUUUUUUCUCGCCAACAGAUAUAAUUUUGCAUGUUCAAUUUCCUCCACAGCUAAUUCACGAUCUUUUGGAAAUUAAUCCACUUUUUGCAAAAUAUAGCAAAGAAGUGAUCGAUCAUAUGCUAGAAUCCCAACAAAAUGGGAUGCCGGUAUAA
This is a messenger RNA of Trichomonas vaginalis G3, 663 nucleotides long. RefSeq names its product transcription factor DP family. Gene Ontology annotation, cellular component: nucleus; transcription regulator complex. Gene Ontology annotation, molecular function: DNA-binding transcription factor activity, RNA polymerase II-specific; RNA polymerase II transcription regulatory region sequence-specific DNA binding. Lineage: Eukaryota; Parabasalia; Trichomonadida; Trichomonadidae. Gene Ontology annotation, biological process: regulation of transcription by RNA polymerase II; regulation of cell cycle. The coding region runs from base 1 to 663 and encodes 220 amino acids. The transcript has a single exon. The record is from RefSeq and is a predicted model, not a curated record.